UCAAACAUGCUUCCCGCUCAACGGUCAAGACAUUUUCUCUGCUCUUUCCCCCACUUUCCUGCCACCCAAACAAGGCUUUUUAGCAGCACCUUCUCAUCUCUACUAAACCUUUGCAAGAAACCACAGCAUCUACAACAAAUCCAUGCAAGAUUCAUCCUCCAUGGCCUGCACCAGAACCCAACACUUUCCUCUCAUCUCAUUGAUUCCUAUGCCAACUUUGGCCUCCUCAACCUCUCUCUGCAACUCUUUUAUUCCAUUACCAACCCAAGUUCUCGUCUUUAUAACACAAUUUUAAGAAAUUUGGCGACUUUGGGUGAAUAUGAAACGACCCUUUUGGUUUACAAGGACAUGGUGGUAAAAAAAUCUGUGUACCCUGAUGAGAAGGCCUACCCUUUAGUUCUAAGAGCUUGUUCUUGUUUGUUAGAUGUUGAGUGUGGGAAAAUGGUUCAUGGGCAGUUGGCAAAAUUGGGUUUUGAUUCCUUUGAGGUUGUGGGUGAUGCUUUGGUUGAGUUCUACAGGGGAUUUGGUGAGUUCGAGCAAAAGGUGGUUGAUGAAAAGCCUGUUAAGGAUUUGGAUAAUUGGAAAAGUUUGAUAUUUGAGCCACCUCGAAGUGGAAGUUUGGUCUCUAUGAUUAAUUUGUUGAGGGCAAGUGUUGAUUUGGGUUCAUUGGAUGCAGGCAAAGCUGUUCAUUGUUUGGUUCUAGUUAGUGAUUUAAGUAAGGAUUUGUCUGUGAAUACCGCUUUAUUGUCAAUGUAUUCAAAACUAGAUAGUUUGAAAUAUGCAAGGUUGUUAUUCAAAAAUAUGCUGGAGAAGGACCUUGUUGUGUGGAAUAUAAUGAUUUCUGCUUAUUCUCAGCAUGGAAAACCUAAGGAAUCACUUGCACAAUUGAGGUGCAUGGCAAAUUCUGGGGUUAGAGCUGAUUUGUUCACCGCUAUUCCUGCUAUUUCCUCGAUUAGGCAGUUGAAAUCCUUUGAGUGGGCCAAACAAAUCCAUGCUCAUGUUAUAAGAAAUGGUUCAGAUUAUCAAGUGUCGGUUCAUAAUUCUCUUAUUGAUAUGUAUUGUGAGUGUGACUGUUUAAUUUAUGCGAGAAAGAUUUUUGAAAAUGUAACAAGCAAAACUGUGGUUUCAUGGAGCUCAAUGAUCAAAGGAUAUGUAAGCCAUGAUCAGAAUCUUGAUGCCCUUUCUCUUUUCUCCAGGAUGAAAACAGAUGGAGUUAAAACUGAUUUCAUAACAGUUAUCAACAUCUUGCCUGCAUGUGUGAAUAUAGGGGCACUAGAACAAGUAAAAUGCCUUCAUGGGUACUCAAUGAAGUUUGGUCUGAAUUUGCUAUCCUCUGUUAAUUCAGCAAUUCUUAUAAGUUAUGCAAAAUGUGGAUCCAUAGAAAUGGCCAGAAAGCUUUUUGAUGAAGAAAAAGUUGAUGGUAAGGAUAUCAUAACAUGGAACUCUAUGAUCAGCGCGCACUCUAAGCAUGGGGACUGGUCACAAUGUUUUGAGUUGUAUAAUCAGAUGAAGCAGUUGAAUCUGAAACUGGAUCAAGUUACCUUUCUUGGGCUACUGACUGCUUGUGUCAAUUCAGGCCUUGUUAAAGAAGGCCGGGCAUAUUUUAAGGAGAUGAGGGAAAUCUAUGGUUGCCAACCGAGCCAAGAACACUAUGCCUGCAUGGUAGAUUUACUAGGGCGUGCUGGACAUAUCAAAGAAGCGAGAGAACUUGUCAAUGAAAUGCCGUUCAAACCAGAUACUCGAGUGUUGGGCCCCUUGUUGAGUGCCUGCAAGCUACACUCUGAGACCAAGUUUGCAGAGUCUGCUGCUGAGAAACUUCUACGAAUGGAACCAGAAAAUGCUGGAAAUUACGUUUUACUCUCCAACAUAUAUGCAGCUGCAGGAAAGUGGGAUAAAUUUGCUAAAAUGAGGAGACUUCUUAAAGAGAGGGGACUAAAGAAAAUCCCUGGCUGUAGCUGGCUACAAAUAAAUGGACAUGUACAUGAGUUUCGUGUUGCCGACCAAUCUCAUCCAAAAGCAAAGGACAUAUAUGCUUUAAUAGGAAUACUAGAGUUUGCAAUCAAGGAGGCCAGAGAUCACACUGCUGGGAAAGUUUCUUAAUGAUCAUUUUGUUCACUGCAGAAUUCACAACAGAUUUUAGGUGGUGCAGAUCGCAAGUGAUUGACCUUUAUAAUUUGCAUGAAGUUUACACCAAAGAUAUGGCCAAAAGAGGCUAGAUUCAAGGAAGAAAAUGAAGCAGUAAGCAGAUCCAGUUCAGCUGGCAUUUUGUGGUGCCUUCUGUUUUGAACCAGCUAAGAUAAGGCAUUUUCAGGUUUGCAGUAAGUUUCCUCCAUGAUUUCUUAUAGAUUUCACUUCAACAUGCAAGCCAGCUAGAAAUACUCAGGAUAUGGCUUGCCGGCGCUGCUCCCUUAUCAGACAUCGCUGGCAGCCUUUCACCAUUUCCAUGUGAGAACCUAAAAUGAGAAGUUGCCAUGUUUGAAGCUCUUCCAAAGUUCCUAGCAUCCUGUGCAUAGGAGGCGGGGUGGAACAUGACAGUGUGCUUUGCACAGGUAAGUCACGAAAUGGUAAUCUUAGAUCUUUACUACAAACACCACCACCAAUUCUCACAAGGCAUGUUUGCGAUGUUUUAUAUAUGAUUCUAGUGAAAUUCAGUCCUUAAGCACUUGUUGGAUUCUUUGAAUUGCCAAUGUUAGUUUCUCUGGUUUUGCUAAUGUCAACGUGCAGACGUUUUUAUAGUUUGGGCGAGAGUUGCUGAUUGAUUUUGGAUAAAUGCUUUGGCCAUGGUGUUCUGAGCAAGUACAAUGAUAAGACAAAAGGCAGCUUCACCCUUGCAUGAAUCCAUGGAAAUUACUCCAGAAGAACACAGAUUUAAAUAUACUCUUAAUUAAAACUUUACCGGGAAACAAUGAUUGAAAGUUUUGCCCCAUUGCAGAAACAGCAUUGCUAUGCACAUGCACGUGCACAUAUCAAUUUAUCCAAUUCGUAAUCAAUCAUUGGAACGAGAUGUAUAGUGAGCUGAUAAUGUUGGUUGGGGAUAUUUGUAACGGAUGGCAUUUCCCACUUAAAUGCAGCAGUGCUAUGAGAAGAGAUGCUGCGGGUUUGCUGUCAUGAUACCUCGAAGAACCAAAUGUACCUCACAGUUACUUUGUAUUAUUUCAGUUGCAAGACUAGAUGAUGUACAAAAUUUUGGGACUGAUUGGUCUCCACCAUGAAUAUUAAACACCCUAAAGAUUCUCUCUUGCAAGCCUGUUCUUCUCAGUG
This is a messenger RNA of Theobroma cacao (cacao), 3261 nucleotides long. RefSeq names its product pentatricopeptide repeat-containing protein At1g11290, chloroplastic. Gene Ontology annotation, biological process: RNA modification. Gene Ontology annotation, molecular function: protein binding; RNA binding. The record is from RefSeq and is a predicted model, not a curated record. Lineage: Eukaryota; Viridiplantae; Streptophyta; Magnoliopsida; Malvales; Malvaceae.